AUGGCAGCUGUGGAAGGCGUAGGGCACGGAACCGAGCUCGAGCAAAUACAAGCGAGAUCGAGAGCUGUUGCCAACAAGUCGUUGGAUGUCACCCGCCACCUAUUGGCACUCACCGAAGAGAGCAAGGAAGCAGGCAUACAAUGCCUUGUCGCCCUCGACGACCAGGGAGAAAAGCUGGAUAACAUCGAAAGGGGGUUGAACGACGUGCAUUCGGACUUGAACCAAGCUAAACAGAGUCUUAAGGAGAUGGAAAAGUGGUGCGGCCUCUGCACACUCCCCUGGAAAAGAGGUCCCCCUAAAAUGAAAUCGGACGACGAUGUUUGGAGCGGGAAGAACGACGGCAAGGUGGUGAGCAGCCAACCGCCGCGGGUGAUGACCGACGACCGAAAUGGUUGUGGACCUAUGACCGGAUACAUUGGCAGGAUAACAAACGACGCAAUGGAAGACGAGAUGGAGGAGUGCAUGGUGCAAGUGAACACCAACAUCGGCAAUCUGAGGAACAUGGCUCUCGACAUCAGCUCCGAGCUCGAAAACCAGAAUAACCAGCUUAAGCGAAUGGAGAAUAAGACCGAUUCAAAUGUGGAGGAAUUGAAAAUAGCCAACGAGAAAGCGCACAAACUUAUGAAGAAUUAAACACUGCCUAGAUACGUCUAUUU
Messenger RNA from Cydia splendana, 656 nucleotides. Its product is annotated as synaptosomal-associated protein 25-like. The transcript is spliced from 7 exons. Gene Ontology annotation, biological process: exocytosis; synaptic vesicle priming; synaptic vesicle fusion to presynaptic active zone membrane. The record is from RefSeq and is a predicted model, not a curated record. Gene Ontology annotation, cellular component: plasma membrane; SNARE complex. Gene Ontology annotation, molecular function: syntaxin binding; SNAP receptor activity. NCBI's taxonomy places the organism in Eukaryota, Metazoa, Arthropoda, Insecta, Lepidoptera, Tortricidae. Bases 1 to 633 code for a protein of 210 amino acids.